UAUUGGGAAUGUAUCGAAAAACACUUGUCUGUGCCUGUAUCCAGCUCAUAGUUUCGUGAUAAGGUUAAAAUGAGAAAACUAGUUCUUUUAAUGAUUUCUAUUAUUCUUUUCAUUGCUGUCAAUAAUUGCAAUGGAAAUGAUAAAUUGAAAAGUUCUACAGUUUGGAAGUUGGUCAAAAGAUUUACAAUCCAUCGGAUUCACGAUUUAAUGGUUCAAAAUAUUGAUUGUGAUUACAACAAUUGCAAUUCUAAACAAGCUUUGAUCGAUUAUGUCAAUAAUUUGGUUGAUGACGACACAAAUCAAUUAAAAAGUGAACAUUGUGAUUAUUUAAUUAAGGAAAUUAUUGAGAAAGAUUUUCAUCUAUUAGCACGUGAUGAGCUGUAAACUGUGAGUAGCACAAACUGUAAUUACUUUGUUAAAUAAAAGAUUUGAAAUCAGUGAAAAAAACAUUUGUG
Molecule: messenger RNA, 455 nt
Organism: Chironomus riparius
Lineage: Eukaryota; Metazoa; Arthropoda; Insecta; Diptera; Chironomidae
Source: the annotation of a GenBank genome assembly